Messenger RNA from Pectinophora gossypiella (pink bollworm), 2625 nucleotides. Its product is annotated as CAAX prenyl protease 1 homolog. Gene Ontology annotation, biological process: CAAX-box protein processing. Bases 123 to 1451 code for a protein of 442 amino acids. Lineage: Eukaryota; Metazoa; Arthropoda; Insecta; Lepidoptera; Gelechiidae. Gene Ontology annotation, molecular function: metalloendopeptidase activity. The record is from RefSeq and is a predicted model, not a curated record. Gene Ontology annotation, cellular component: endoplasmic reticulum membrane. The transcript has 2 exons.
CGUCAAAUUUAAUGUCAAAUAAACAAUCUGUCGAGAUUUUGUAAUAUCGAUUUUUAUCGGCUUCAUUGCACAUAGACGUGUAUGUUUUUUGAUAUUUUCCAUUAAAAUACUAUUUGUACACAAUGGUUAUUAACGAAGAUGUGAUUUUGAUGCUCAUACUCCUGUUUUGUGGAGCGGAGUACCUGUGGGAGCUGUAUCUCUCAUUGCGGCAGCUCAAGAUAUACAAGACUAACAAAACCAUUCCUGAUGAUCUACAAGAAAUGCUGAAUGAGGAAUCCUUCAAAAAGGCCCGUCUGUAUGGUAUUGACAAAUCAAAGUUCAAAAUAGCCAAAGAGUUUUACAGUAUAGUCAUAACAUCUGUGAUUCUAUGGAACCGAUGGAUCUAUGAUGCUUGGGUUAAAUCCGAGCAGAUUGGAGAGUUGUUCAAUAUCUCUCCAGACAGAGAAAUAGCUGUAAGUUGCAUUUUUGUGACAUUUGUUACAUUAUUUAGCUUCAUAGUGAAUAUGCCAUUUACUAUUUAUGGAGUAUUUGUUCUGGAAGAGAAGCAUGGCUUCAACAAACAGACUGUGUCAUUUUUUGUAAAAGAUCAACUGAAAUCAUUACUGCUGAGCCUUGUAAUUACAUUGCCAAUAAUUUCUAUAGCAAUUUACAUAAUCAUGCUGGGUGGAAACAUGUUUAUUGUGUGGCUGUGGUUGUUCUGCACUGUGGCAACCCUGAUCUUACUUGCUCUAUACCCCACCGUGAUAGCACCACUGUUUGACAAGUUUGUUCCUCUACCAGAGGGUGAUCUUAGAACAGGCAUUGAAAAUCUAGCAACAAAACUAAACUUCCCUCUCUCUCAAGUCUACAUUGUCGAAGGGUCAAAACGAUCUGCUCACAGUAAUGCAUAUUUCAGUGGUCUAUUUGGUGCUAAAAGAAUUGUGCUGUUUGAUACACUGAUUGAAAAGUUUGAUGAGGAGAAGAAAAUUACGACUGGUUGCAAAAAUGAUGAGAUUUUAGGAAUAUUGGCUCAUGAACUUGGACAUUGGAGCUGCAGCCACAUUUACAAGUCAAUUGCCCUGACUGAAAUAAAUCUGCUUCUACUUUUCACAGCUUUUGCGCUGCUCUUCAAGUACCCCAUGCUGUAUGCAACCCUUGGCUUCCCUGCUGGUCAGGAACCUAUCAUAAUUGGCCUAAUUGUUGUCUUGCAACUGAUUCUAGCCCCUUACAACUCGAUUUUGUCAUUCUUUACCACAGUAUUGUCCCGAAAAUUCGAGUUUGAAGCAGACAACUUUGCAAUUUCAUUGAACUAUCCAAAUGAAUUGAAAUCGGCUCUAAUUAAAUUAGGUAAAGAUAAUUUAGAUUAUCCAAUUUAUGAUAAACUGUACUCUGCUUGGUACCACUCUCAUCCGUCUCUGCUCCACCGGAUUGAAAACAUUAAAGAACAGGUGUCACGUGUCAAGCGAGAUUAAGACGAGUAGGGUGAUGAUGAUAUUGCAUUUGUAACAGUACAACCAACCAUUUUAUAAGAGUUUAGAUAUAACAUUUUGAACCAGUACUAGUCUAGUAUCACAUGAUUUAAUACUAUACAUUCUAUACUGCAUUUCUAAAAUAUGACUGGAUCAUAGACUGUUUUGGAUAAGAUAAGGUGUAAGUAAAUAUAAGUCAUAGGGCUGCCCUGGUACUGUUGUUUUGUUACAAUUAUAAUAUAAUUAUUAUAAUUUGAUAAAUAUGUCAAUUUUGUAAUCAGUAACUCAACCACAGUACCAACAAAUAGAGGCCCAAUCUAUAUUUCUUAUGCAGUUUAUCUCAAAUCAACACUGUAGUGCAACCUUAUGACUAAAAGAAAUAGAGAAAUGGAGAAUAUCAGUUUCAGAGUGUAGAAGUUCAUGCAAAGACGUAAUUAAAGAUUAUAUUUUCAAUUCUUAAUGAAACUUUCAGGACAAGUUGUCUGAAUGAUAUAUCAUUUAUCAAUAUCUGAUUAUAAUCAGAAGGUAAUAUUUAAAAAGUGUUUAUGCAUAGCAUACACCAGAAAAAACGUAUUUUUGUAAAUCUCAUGCUGUUCUGCCAGUAAGGAAAAUAACAUUUUAUUUAUUCAUAUUCUCUAAGGCGAUUUUCAUACGACGUGAAUUUUUCACGUGUUAAACAUCGGUGGAUUGUUACAUACAAAGUCAAUGCGACCUUGCCGACCUCUUCACCGUCAACUGGCUCGUCGGUGCGCGGUGUCGUGUGUAUGAGAAUCGCCUUAUCGGUCUGCUCAUCGCUGUUUCCGAGCCACACGCUCUCCUUCUAGAUUUAUUUUUAGUCUAAGAGUGCAACAUGUUUACAGUGCACUACUUUUUUAUAAGACUACGCAAGUAGUCAUAUAUUAAUAAUUCAAUAUAGGUAAUAUUCUGAAUGUUGUGAAUGCAUGCCCAAGUGUAUUAUAACAUUUUAGAUGUUCAGUGUAUAAGCAUAUAACUACGUAAUCGCAUAAUCAAUUUUUGUGGUCCUCAUUAUUGUUGUUAGUAGUAAUAAAAGCCAAUGACGUAGGUAACAUUAAUGUAAUAACUCUAAACCUGCAAUGUGAAUAAUAUGGCUAAUACACCUACAAUACGCAUUAGUCUUACAAAAGUUGUCCAGAAUAAACAGUGUCAUAUACAUCAA